Messenger RNA from Lolium perenne, 855 nucleotides. RefSeq lists its product as uncharacterized. The record is from RefSeq and is a predicted model, not a curated record. Gene Ontology annotation, biological process: regulation of DNA-templated transcription. Gene Ontology annotation, molecular function: zinc ion binding. NCBI's taxonomy places the organism in Eukaryota, Viridiplantae, Streptophyta, Magnoliopsida, Poales, Poaceae.
AUGGAGAAGCAGAUCCUUCAGACAUACACCAUGCCCAUCUACAACCGCUUUCAGCUUGAGCUUCGGAAGAUUACAUCCUACAAUGUUCGUGACAUUGGUGUUACUGAACAAGGGAGCAUUCAUGAGGUUUUCCCAAUACAAGGAUCCGUGCGCGGGUACGGUAGGAGGAGUUAUCGUGUCGAUGCUGAUGUAGCUAAUGGAAUCUACAAUUGUGAAUGUUGCAAAAUUAACAGGGAUGGUAUCCUGUGCUGCCAUGCAAUGAAAGUUAUGACACAUCUAGGGAUGGUUACAAAAUACCCAGAGCACUACAUCCUACCCAGGUGGUGUCUACCCCCUCCCGACAUAGUUGCACCGCGGGAUGAGAGGCAAGAAAAGCCUGUUGGCCAGAAACUAUCUAGAAAAGAUAUGAGAUUGCUUAGAUAUGGUAACCUCUGCAGUGAUUUUGCCAAGCUUGCUGUUGGUUUAGCGGCCUCAGAGAAAACUAAUGAAAUAGCUGAACGGCACAUGAGAGCAAUGGAGAAAGAGAUGGCAGAUUUGAAAAAGGCUAAUGCUGAUGCACUCAAAAAAAGGAAGAGCGCCAAGCAUCCAGUAAACACCAACCCUGCUAAUGAUUCACAAGAAAGUGUACCUAUGGAAGAAGAUGCUGCUACUGUGGAGAAUCGGAAAGCUAGGAACCCACCAAUGUCAGCGACAAAAGGGCGCCCAGGUUCAAAAAGAAAGAAAGGUGGUCUACAGUUACAGAAACCAAAACAAGGUCUUUGUGGUGUGUGCAAGCAACCAGGUCACGAUGCUCGUACGUGCGAGGUGCGACUAGCAAACCCAGAGAAGUACAGUUUGUUGGGCAUUUUUCAUUGA